AUGGCCACCCUAAGCUUCCAAUGUCUAUGUGUUGCUUCAGCGGCUCGCGCCUGGGAGCGCAUCGAAAGCAUGGUCGAUGUCAGUUUUGAUGUGGUCAUCGCUGCAAGUGCACAGACUAUCCAAUUAUCCCAGCAGUCGCAAAAAUGCCAGCUACACAGUCAAAAUUCUGCAGCAGAAGCAUACAAUACCUUCAUUCACAUCUAUGGGAGGCUGGUUCCCUUCCUUGAAAGGGCUAUAACUACAUAUGCAACAAACUUGCAAUCUCCGUCCACAACAUCGACAUUCCAAAGAGCCGGUCAACGAAACUUGACAUUUCCGCUGGAUGAUCAGGUUCUGGGAUCAGUCGGACGGGAUUUUAGUACACAUCAAUCCCUACAAGAACAACGCAGCCCAGCCGCCGUGGUCUGCCGACCGUCCAAAAUGACAUUGGGCCAAUAUGAAAUGGACGAGCAGCAGAGCCAAUAUUUGGCUCUUGACGUCAUUUGCCGGACUCUUCGCAAUUUAGUCAUCGUCCUACAAGAGAUGGGUGGUGGGGAGAAUGCGGAAAUUAGACAAGUCGAUGCGCGAUUGUUGGCUAUACUCGUGCAAGCCAGGAGGCUGUUGGAAAAUACUUCAGCUACCCUCUCUAUCUUAGAAAGCUAG
This is a messenger RNA of Penicillium hordei, 642 nucleotides long. RefSeq lists its product as uncharacterized. The transcript has a single exon. Lineage: Eukaryota; Fungi; Ascomycota; Eurotiomycetes; Eurotiales; Aspergillaceae. The coding region runs from base 1 to 642 and encodes 213 amino acids. The record is from RefSeq and is a predicted model, not a curated record.